Messenger RNA from Parnassius mnemosyne (clouded apollo), 5166 nucleotides. NCBI's taxonomy places the organism in Eukaryota, Metazoa, Arthropoda, Insecta, Lepidoptera, Papilionidae. The record is from the annotation of a GenBank genome assembly.
AUUAUUUCAAAGUCUUUUAAUAGUUAUAUAUAAUGGGGAAAUUUGGUGGAAAAAAAUGCAGGUUGCUGUCAAUGCUAUGGUUGACUGGCACAUUUUUCUUUGUGGAGUUGAUUGUGGGCUAUGUGACCAAUUCAAUGGCACUUGUUGCUGACUCAUUCCAUAUGCUAAGUGAUGUUGCCGCACUUAUAAUUGCCUUCCUAUCUGUCAAAAUGUCACCAAAGAAAUGGUCGAAGAAUACGUUUGGUUGGGCGCGAGCGGAAGUGCUGGGGGCUCUUGUGAACGCUGUGUUCCUAGUGGCGCUGUGCUUCAGCAUUACAGUGGAAGCGAUGCAGCGGUUUAUUAAGAUUGAGAUCAUACACAACGCGAAGCUGCUGGUGGCCGUCGGCACGCUGGGACUGAUUUUGAACAUCGUCGGGCUUUUCCUAUUUCAUGAACACGGCAGCAGCCACGGGCACACGCACGGCGGUGUACCGCCCCCGUCCAAUGUGCGCCAUCUGACGGAGAUCGUGAACAGCAAUGCGGAUUUGGCGCUGGGUCAUCAGGCGACCGAUAACGAGGAGACCGACGAAAUGGUAACGCCCAGAACCGACAAAAUGGCCAACAACAACAAUCAGACAGCAGGCAGGGUCGCCAGCGAUCCCGGGCACUUGAACAUGAAGGGCGUGUUCCUUCAUGUGCUGUCUGAUGCUUUGGGUUCCUUAAUAGUAGUAGGAUCGGCGUUAGUUGUGUGGCUGACGGAUUGGCAGUACAAGUACUACCUCGACCCGGCGCUCAGCAUAGUUCUAGUCAUCUUGAUCCUCGUGUCAGUGUGGCCUCUGUUGAGGGAGUCCGCGCUCAUUUUGUUGCAGACCGUACCCACGCAUAUACAGGUGGAUGCGAUACAGAGGCGUCUGUUGGAGAAAGUCGACGGAGUGCUCGCCGUACACGAGUUCCACGUGUGGCAGUUGGCGGGAGAUAGAAUAAUUGCUAGUGCACAUAUUAGAUGUAGAAAUCUGUCGGAAUACAUGAAGAUCGCCGAAAAGGUGAAGGAGUUCUUCCACAACGAGGGCAUCCACUCCACGACCAUACAGCCCGAGUUUAUCGAGCUUCCUACAGACGGCAAUGAGGUUGCAAGCGGGACGUCAGCAGAUGCUCCUUGCGCGUUGCAUUGUCCGCCGAAUGACUUGUGUCAUAACGCAACUUGCUGUGGUCCCAAUCAACAGGAACGCAUGACACCUUCCCCGUCGGUCACACCAUACUUAUGUCGGCAGCGCAACAUGGGAUCUAGAACAGAAUCUAUGAACUCUAAUAUGGCGGCAGGAGGUCAAGGAGCGGCCACUACCAGAAAUUUAGAUGCACUUGAAUGCGGGUCCUUGCUACCGUCUCCAAUUGUGGACGGCCGUCUUUCGGCUUGACAGGGGGCCGGUCUCAACCACGCGGUCAAAGCGUAACUCCGUCACACUUUCACUAUGCAUUAGCUGUGGAGUAUGAAAACGUUACACGUUUAAAAAAUAAAAAUCGAAUUGUAAUUUAGUCUUUAUUUUUUUGUACAAACAAAAUGUGAAAUUUGAUUGCACAGAAGGAGACGUUAUUUAUGCUGUGAUGUCUAAAGAAAAAUAUUGCUGUUGAAAAAACUGUUUACGUAUUGUAAACAGUAUGUAUGUAUUAUUAAAGUACAGAUGGGGACAAAAAGUUGUGGAUUGUAUAUGUUUAUUUAUGGUAUUGCAACCGCGACUAACUUCAAUACGCUACUACCGAAUUAAGAAGAAGUUUCGGUAGCCAUCCAAGCGACUUUUCUGUAUCAAAACAUUGCGAUAGUGAAUUUUAUAUAUAUAUAUUAUUCUCGUUAAGUCACACACCACGUUUUAUUUAAGAAGAAAACUUUAAGUCUCAAUUUUAGACGCCGAAAAACUAAAGCAAACAACUAUAUAGUUGAACUUGAUUAUAUAAUUAUAUGUAUAUCUAACAUAUUUGUAAUACCUAUGAUCCACGAAAUAAAUGAAUGAUUCUGAUUCUUAUAUAAAUUGUACAAAAAUUGCAAGUCUUGUACUGGUAUAUUGGAACUGGUAAUACAUGAUGUUAGUGUCUCGUUUGCACAGUAAGUAGCUGACGUUUUAUAUUUUUAUUAUUUUUUUUUACUUCGUAUUUCAUGCGUUUUUCACAUCUAAUUUAAUAGUGAAAGUUGGUUAUAUGCCAAAACUAACAGUUGUUAACAAAUUUGCUGUAAGACGUUUGUUGAAUGGAGUAAUAGCGAAAAUGUUGAACGUACUUGUUAUAGUCUAUAAGACGUGUAAGAUACACAAUUAUAUUUCGUAGCGAUAUACUAUGGCAGAUUAACGAAAAAAAAAAAACAUUGAAAUUCAUUAUCUGUGGUGAAUGAUUGAACUGAUUUUUGGCGCGCAAUCACCCGCACUUUGACGAGUUAUAUCAUAUUAGAUUAUAAGUGUAGUAUAAUUUAAAUCCUCGAUUACUAAAUUACACCGAGCACUCUUUUUUAAUUCCCAUAAGCUUUUAACACUUUUUAUUGAAGAAGCUACUUUAAGAAUAAGCUAUUGAAAAAAAUAAAGUACAAUUGCACUCCUAGCAUUUUCUCGAAAUAUUUUGAAUUAAAAUUUUUUACGAUUUGUUUUUAUCUGCGAAUAAAUACUGCUAGAAGAACCAGCUUCAUAACAUAGUAAAAUACUGACUGUAUUGCGCAGUCCCACAUAAAAGGUUAAUGCAAAUUUUAAUAUUUAUGAAUGUACCUUUGCGACCAAGCUUAGCUUCGCAUUGGAAAAGUCAUUUUCGCAAAUAUGACACUUAUUUCGAUGAACUUUGAAAGAAUAAUAUUAUCUGUAUACAAAAUUUCAUCCAAAUCAUUCAUUGGAGUAACCGAGAGUCCAAUUUCAUAUACAUAUUUAUGUACAUCAUACAUACAUAUGCUACCGUAGAUUGUGAACACCGUUAGUUUAUAAUCUAGCUCGCGAGAUUGUAAGCUAUCGGCGCAUAAUUAGGCACAGACCAGCGACAAUGAUAUGAUCACCCUAUUAAUUUUAUUCAACGAGACGACAUUUCCUACAUUCGACUCUAAUGUUUGUUUCUUAACUCUAUGGACUCAGAACGAGCUACCGCCAAGACUGUACAAUGAGGGACAGUUCAUAAUUUUAUGGAUGAUAAAAGCGGAGGUAUGUGCGGGUGCGUUCACAAUUUGAUGGUUUGAGAUUGAUAGAUUAUGAAACCGAAAAUUAAUGUGUUAGAUUGUAAAUGGUUUGGUACAGUUAACAAUUUUUCGAUAGUUUACAAUCUCGCGAGAUAGAUUAUAAACUAACGGUGUUCCCAAUCAUAAGGUAACAUGACAUAUACAAGAACUGCUCGCUCAAAGUAUUAAAAUUAGAGGUUAAUUAAAAUCUGUAAUAUUUGCUCCCUUUAUUCACGUAAUACAUGUUUAUGUUUACAUUCAUUUAUAAAACGUAUGUGUGUACAUAAACUUAAUUAAUAAUUGAUUUAAUAAAUUAAAGUUUAUGUAUACAUUAAUUUAUUAAAUCUGUCAGGGCAUUUAUUAACUGUAUAAUAAUAAAUUUCACAUUUUUUUUAAAUAUUAUGGAAGAGAAAUAAUAAUUUAAUAACAUAUUAUUAAUGAUUAAAUGAACUUACCUUAAGUGAAGUUCUAUCCUAAUUAUACGAGAUACUUCGGCGAAGAGAUUAGUAACUCGUCCUUCUGGUACCCAACAUGUCAAAUACGCAGUGGGGUUCUCCCCACUCCUGUGACCGGAGGAAGAAGGGGAAAGGAGAGGUUUUUAAUUUUUAGAAUUGUGAAUCCUAGACAUAAUACUACAUGUGUUUAAUAAGUUCCAGUUACUAAUCUAGAGGACGAAGCUCGAAGUAUAAUUCAAAAUGUUGUGCAUUCUAGAAGCAGUCGAGGACCUAUACAAGAUUAAAGACUAAUUUAGUACACCCUCUGUAAUCUGCAAAUAUUUGUUAUACUUAAAAAUUGUGAUGAUAAUUUGUAGUUUUAAGUAGAGAAAUGCCAGAUACGGCGAGCAUUUUAUAUCGUACGACGUAAACUAGAAAUGUGCGGGUAAAAUGUUGCAAUAAUCUGUAAGGUAGAUAGAGAAUCACCACUUAGUUAAUUGUAGUUGAUGCACAUUCAAUCUAUCCUCAGCUUAUUUGAAAAUCCAAUUAAUCAAUACGAAUAUUAUUUAAAUAUAGUUAUCCGUCGCUUACGAUAAACGAGGCUCUUUAUCUUUAUUGGCUUAAAAAUUCUACUUUACUCUACUUUCGAAUAUUGUAUUUUCUUCUUAAUUUGCCAAACAGCCUAUACAAAAAUAAUAUUACUUGUAUUAUUAUUACUUUUUAGAAGACAACCUAGAUUCUCUUUUAUGUGCCCUACACUAUAAUUUUUAACAACCACAACAAUAGGUAAUGUUCGCCAACAAAGAUGACACUACACGGAUUUCGCCUCAUAAUGGGGCAAUUAUAUAAUUUAAUCUAAUGGAUUUUAGCAGGUUAUGAUAGCCUCUGUCCUGUACUAAAUAACGCUAGAAUAACUUUACCUGUAUCUGAAACUUUCUUAAUGCUACAUUAAAAAAAGAAAUUAGCUUUAGAUUUACAAAACAAAUUAUCGGAAUGGAAUCGAAGCGAAACGGAGUUAUAACUAUAAAAUAAUUUUUACAAUUCAUUUGAUAAAGUAACUUGCAAGGAUGUUUAUUAAAGGCAAUUUUGGACAAACUAUGAAAAUUAAUUAGAGGAAAAGUUGGGUAGCUUUUGUUGUAUUAUAACUAAAAUAAAAAGAUCGCUUAUGACGUUUAAUAUUUAUUGGAAAUCUAAAAUUCAAUGAUUUUGUUACUUUUUAUUUUUUAUGAAAAUAGUUUAAAGAUUACGCUGGGCGUUGUUAUAUGGAUUGCUGCAAGAGAUUGUUGGUCACUGCUCAAUUUAUUAUGAAAUUGUACCUAUAUUUUAUUUAUGUGAAGGUGUAUGUUAUUGUACAUUAUACACAGGCACAGCCUUCAAUAUAUUACACGGAUCUGUUUUGCAAUAUUUCAUAGACAAGGUUUUCGUUUUCUAUUUCGUUGAAAUAAAAUAUUGUGAAAUGGACUGUAGUUUUUUUAUAUAUAAAUCUACAAGCCAAUAAUUUAAUAUUGUUGACGAUUAUGGUGUGAAUGUUAGAGAGUUUGUGAACGUGUAUUUUCACAGUUAUUAAAAAUAUGU